AUGAUAUCUUCUAUUGGAUUUGAAAAUAGAUCAAAUACACAAAUGAAAUUUUUUUCAAAAUUUAAAAAAAAUAAUUCAGAUUAUGAAAAAGAAAAGGUAGAAGAUGAUUUAGUCAAUGGAAUUCCUUCACAUCGUGUCAUCAAAAUGAACAAUUUAAGAUAUUUAGAUAUUACAAAAAUGGGACCCAACGAAGAGAAAAUAAUUUUUAUUAGAAAUAAUAUUGAACUUUUAAAAUAUGGUUAUAAAGGUUUUGUAGUUCAAAAGAAUAUAAAUUCAAAAACUUUUUUAAAUGAUCAUAGUUAUAAUAAAAAUGCAUUUUUAUUAAAUGGUUUAGUAAUAAUUAAUAAAUUAAGUGAAUCAGUAUAUCAUGGAAGAGUAGUAUUUGAAAUGAAUGAAUUAAUAUCAAUUUAUUGCAGAGCUCAAGGUCAUAUUACUGGUUCAGGAAGUUCUGAUCUUGUUAUUGAUGAGAAUACAGUUUAUAAUCCAGAUGGAAGCUAUGAAAGUGUACCAAGUCAAUAUCCAAGACGUGUUUUAUUAAUCUUUGAAGUAAAUUAUAAAGCACAAACUAAAACUCAAUCAUUCAACAAAUGUACCGAUUAUUUUGAUACUGAUGUAAACAUAGUUUUUUUACUUCAAUUAUGGCCUUUAGGUGUUAGUAAUUUAAAAAAGUUUUGUUUAGUUGUUUUUGAUGGUAGUGUUAGUAUUGUCAAUCCAUCAGCAAUUAUUUCAUUUGGUUCUGAAGGAUUUACAGCACGUGAUAUAAAUAAAUAUAGAAGAUUAUCAAAUCAACAAACACCAAUUACAGGUUUUUUACAUAAUAAUAAUACACCAAAUAAUACACCAAAUAAUCCAAUCUUCACCAUUACCAUUCAACCAAACUCUUUAUUCUUUCCAAAUCCACCAGCAAAUGCUCGUCCAUUAACUAUUGACCUUUAUGCUCUCAAACAAAGAAUUGAUUUAAUUCCAAUACCGUAUUUAAAUUAA
This is a messenger RNA of Dictyostelium discoideum AX4, 984 nucleotides long. RefSeq lists its product as hypothetical. The transcript is spliced from 2 exons. NCBI's taxonomy places the organism in Eukaryota, Evosea, Eumycetozoa, Dictyosteliales, Dictyosteliaceae. Bases 1 to 984 code for a protein of 327 amino acids. The record is from RefSeq and is a predicted model, not a curated record.